Rhineura floridana is the source of this 4638-nucleotide messenger RNA. RefSeq names its product fizzy and cell division cycle 20 related 1 (gene FZR1). The transcript is spliced from 14 exons. NCBI's taxonomy places the organism in Eukaryota, Metazoa, Chordata, Lepidosauria, Squamata, Rhineuridae. Bases 206 to 1687 code for a protein of 493 amino acids. Gene Ontology annotation, cellular component: anaphase-promoting complex. Gene Ontology annotation, biological process: positive regulation of ubiquitin protein ligase activity; positive regulation of anaphase-promoting complex-dependent catabolic process; anaphase-promoting complex-dependent catabolic process. The record is from RefSeq and is a predicted model, not a curated record. Gene Ontology annotation, molecular function: ubiquitin ligase activator activity; anaphase-promoting complex binding; protein binding.
AGGCCCCUCCCCAGUUGCCUACCACCGAGGGAGGAGGGGGCGGGAAGCGCCUGUGCUUCAAUAUUAUGGGAUGCGCCCCCACUUGGAGGGCAGCUACUGAGGGGCGAACAGUGUUCACACCCUCGUCUCCAUGAGCGCAAGGUCUUGAGGCUGUUACAAGGCACUUUGGCAUUACCUUUCCCCUGCCCCUCCCUCCCCAUCCGCCAUGGAUCAAGACUAUGAAAGGCGCCUUCUCCGCCAAAUCAACAUCCAGAAUGAAAACACGAUGCCUUGUGUUGCAGACAUGAGGAGGACGCUGACGCCUUCAAACUCCCCCGUCUCCUCCCCCAGCAAACACGGCGACCGGUUUAUUCCUUCCCGAGCGGGAGCCAAUUGGAGCAUCAGUUUCCACAGGAUAAACGAAAACGAAAAGUCUCCAAGUCAAAACAGAAAAGCAAAAGAUGCGACUUCAGACAACGGCAAAGAUGGCCUGGCGUAUUCGGCCUUGCUAAAGAAUGAGCUCUUGGGAGCUGGAAUUGAGAAGGUACAAGACCCCCAGACAGAGGACAGGAGGCUGCAGCCCUCCACCCCUGAAAAAAAGAGCCUUUUCACGUAUUCCCUCACCACGAAGCGCUCCAGCCCGGACGAUGGCAACGAGGUCUCUCUGUAUUCCCUCUCCCCCGUCAGCAACAAAAGCCAGAAGUUGCUAAGGUCCCCUCGAAAGCCAACGAGGAAAAUCUCCAAGAUCCCGUUCAAAGUUCUGGAUGCUCCGGAGCUGCAGGAUGACUUCUACUUGAACCUGGUGGAUUGGUCCUCCCUCAAUGUCCUCAGCGUUGGCCUCGGGACAUGUGUCUACCUCUGGAGCGCCUGCACCAGCCAGGUAACCCGGCUGUGCGACCUGUCUGUGGAAGGCGAUUCCGUCACCUCCGUUGGGUGGUCAGAGCGGGGCAACUUGGUAGCUGUUGGGACCCACAAAGGCUUUGUACAGAUCUGGGAUGCCGCAGCUGGCAAGAAGCUGUCGAUGCUGGAGGGGCACACGGCCAGAGUAGGUGCUCUGGCGUGGAACGCAGACCAGCUCUCUUCCGGCAGUCGGGACCGGAUGAUCCUCCAGCGCGACAUCCGGACGCCUCCCAUGCAGUCUGAGCGGCGUCUCCAAGGCCACCGGCAGGAGGUGUGUGGGCUGAAGUGGUCCACUGACCACCAGCUCCUGGCGUCUGGCGGGAACGACAACAAGCUCCUCGUCUGGAACCACUCCAGCCUCAGCCCCGUCCAGCAGUACACGGAGCACCUGGCAGCCGUCAAGGCCAUCGCGUGGUCCCCCCACCAGCACGGGCUGCUGGCCUCGGGGGGCGGGACGGCCGACCGCUGCAUCCGCUUCUGGAACACGCUGACGGGGCAGCCCCUCCAGUGCAUCGACACCGGGUCGCAAGUGUGUAACCUCGCCUGGUCCAAGCACGCCAACGAGCUGGUGAGCACUCACGGAUACUCGCAGAACCAGAUCCUCGUGUGGAAGUACCCGUCCUUGACUCAGGUGGCAAAGCUGACCGGGCAUUCCUACAGAGUCCUCUACCUGGCGAUGUCACCUGACGGAGAGGCCAUCGUAACGGGAGCAGGGGAUGAAACGCUGAGGUUUUGGAACGUCUUCAGCAAAACCCGUUCCACCAAGGAGUCUGUCUCAGUCCUUAACCUCUUCACCAGGAUACGGUAAAAGCCCACUGAGGAAGAGAUUGACUUUUGGGGGUGGAGAACCACUGACCGGCUGCAUGGAACCGCCCUCCAGGCCGUCAUCUGGGGGGAAAUGGGAAUGCGCCGGGGGGAGGGGGAGGGGCGAUGUGUCAGAAACAUGUUCAGAGGGGGCCUCGGAAGAUCCUUUAUUAAAUCUGUGAGUGUGAAUGCCAUUGGAUGUUAUUUAGGCGUGGGUGGAAUGGGAAUGCUGUUGGACGAGUCUACCCUCUUCAGAGCCAGGGAGAGGAGAGUGUAUAAUAUUAUGUGUAUUGGUGUGUGUGUGUGAGAGAGAGAGAGAGAGAGUGUGUGCAUGCAAGUGUGCUGGACCAAUUAAAAAAAAAAAGACAGGAAUGAGAUUGUUUCAAUCCCUGGUGGGGAGAAGAAGAAAAGAUUGCCCGCAUGUUGGCAGGGUGUGGGUGGUUGCCUGGACUUGGCAGAGAAUAGGUGAGAUCUGAUUGGGACUUUUGCAGUCGCAGGGAGGAGGCGAGACCCUUCGGGGUUAGACAUUCCAAACGGCAGAAUUCCCUCCAUCUUUAGUUUCUGGGUUCCCUCCCUGGACUCCCAAAAGCAGGUCUUCUGGAGAGCCGCGAGGAGAUUGGGUUAGCUUGUCCCAGCCGAGACAAAGAGGAGCCUCUCAAGUAAAGCCCCUCAGCUCUUGGGGUGGGGAAAACGGAAAGGGUGUUGAAGGCAGCCGUCCCAAAAUGGCAGGACUUUUUCUCUCUCUCCCAUUUUCUGGAGCAUCUUUGUGUGGGCAGGAUGAAGCCCCUGUUUAUUCCACUUUAUACCUGCCUUGGAACUAAGUGGGCAGGAUCACAGCCAGAAAUUGGUAUUUUUUAAAAAAAACUUGUAUAGAAAAGAAGUAUUGGGAUGUUUUAAAAUACGCUUCGAAAUCACGGCUGAAAUGGAAGGGAGAUGGGAGAUCCUGGUGUUCGAGACCCUUGUACGGAGCUGCUCCUCCGGAUGCUUCUGGACUACACCUCCCAUCAUCCCUGGCUACUGGCCCUGCGGGCUGCUGGGAAUCCAGCAGCGUCUGGAGGGCACUGCGUUGUCUGUCCUUGUCCUUGAAAGCUAAAGGCUGGUGGCUUCUUUCUGUGGGUGUCGGAGAACACAAGAAUUUUUUUUUAAUUGCAAAAAUGUAACCAUGGUAUGUCAGGUAUGUGUUCUCCCUACACAAACACACAGACGGGCUCUCCUUGCAGCCUCUGGGAUUCAGGAGUCUUGGCAAUCUGUGUUUUGCCCAAACCGGAGGUGGGGAGGGAAGGAAUUGGCUGGGCAAGGAGGGAGCGCAAGGCCAAACUGGUAGCCAAACUGUACUCCAGCAUUUAGGUCUUGGAAAAGACCAACGAGGCCUUUGCAGAAAAGACAUUUCUUUGGUCCUUUGCAGAGCUGUCAUUAGAUCUGAAGUGGACUCUUUUUAAAAAAUGUUCCUUUUUAUUUUGUGGAGAUGAGAUGCUCUUUGUCUCUUGGAGCCUUUUUUUGAGUGGUGGGGAGAGAGAGAGAGACUGAAGCACUUAAAUGUUCUGCGUGUUGCUUUAAGGAUGAAUCUCCCGUGUUCAGCAGCCCCGGCGUCAUUGUUGUGUGGGCAGCGCUCAACCAGCGGUACAUUGUGGCUUGUUUUUGUUCCUUGCUGUUGUUUUGGGGGAAACGUCUGUGUGUGAGAGUACGCUUUUGCCCUGCCCUGCAUUGUGUGAGGGGAGGGAUGCUUUUCCUGGGGCUGUUAGAUUUGUUCAGGUGGCAGUGUGUGUUUGUGUUGGUCCAAUGACUGGAAUGCCCUUCACAAGCAGCAGCCAUGCCACCUGUCGAAGGCCCUGCCAGGGUCAGCCCUCCAGAGGGCGGGGGACUCCUUGCUCCCAGCAGCACCGGUGGUCAGAGAUGAUGGGAACUGUGGUCCAGCAACAUCUGGAGGGGCACAGAUGUUCCCCAUUCCUGACCUAAGAAGUAGAUCAGGCAAGAUAUUUAUGAGAGAGGAAUGCCUAUUGUUAGACCAUUGAUGGGGAAAGGUGCAUCCCUCCGGAUGCUAAUGGAGUCCAGUUCUCAGCAGCUGCAGCCAGCAUUGCCAGCGGCCAGGGAUGGGGUUGUAGUCCAGCAGCGCUGAGAGGACAUUCCCUGCUUCCUGCAGGAGGUUGAGGAAUGCCUGUAUUUGGAAGAGGCAUUCCCUCCUGAGAGCAGGGAAUGCCUCUUCUUAGAUCAGGGAGGGGAGAAACCUGCCGCCCCUCCAGAUGCUCCAGCAGCCAAUGUUGGCCAGCCGUUAGGGAUGGAGUUGGGGAGGCCAGGAACAUCUGGAGGGCACCGCCUUGGCUGCAAGCUCUUAAAAGAAGCCCGCCCGAGCUUUUCUCCGCCCUCCCGCCCUUACAUCUCGUGGAGAGGGAGCAUGAACAAUCCAGCACUUGGAACGUCAGGAGCCAUAGAGGGCCUGCACUCCAGGCCAGCAUCCUCACAACGUUCCUUCUCUCUCAUUCAUUCUCUGUGAAGCAGUGGCGUGGAAGGGGUGUGUAUGUCACAAAGAGGCGUUUGGCUGCCUCCUAAUAAAUACCCCUCUGUGCUUGUGUGUGUGAGUGUGUGUAUAUGUACGUGUGUGUGUUUCUCAGUUUGGAUGGCAAGAAGUGAGUAUAAUGCAGCGUGUUGACUAGCUACAAACGAGCGAGGGGGUGGUGGGCAGGCAGGGGAAACCUUGCAACCUUUGUAUUUCCAUACGUGUUAACUUUCUGGCCAGGAGUUCAUGAAAAUUCUUUGAGUAAUAUUUGGGCUGGGCAUUCCUUUUUCUUUUUGUGUGCAUGUCUGGAGGAUGUCGGCGUUUCUUAUAUACGUGGUGUGUUCGUAAGAGCCAGGAGCAGAGGAGAUAAUGCGGAAGAAGAAACCCUUGUAACGAUACAUUAAUAAGAAAAGUGUUAAAAUGUUUCUGGCAUUAAAAGGACGUGUGGAUUUCAAAACUGA